Messenger RNA from Raphanus sativus (radish), 837 nucleotides. RefSeq names its product protein CHLORORESPIRATORY REDUCTION 41, chloroplastic. The record is from RefSeq and is a predicted model, not a curated record. NCBI's taxonomy places the organism in Eukaryota, Viridiplantae, Streptophyta, Magnoliopsida, Brassicales, Brassicaceae. The transcript has a single exon. Bases 153 to 761 code for a protein of 202 amino acids.
UUCAACAGUUAAUUUAUCAUAUUUUGCAUAAGCAACUAUAAAUUAAAACGACAUCCUGUUCUAAUUUAUAAUAUAUAAACGACACGAUUGGUAACUUGACAAAGGCCUUAUCUUUUCUCCAAACCUCUCACUCGUUUAAGCUCAAAAAACCAAUGGCUUCCACACUUCUUGUUCCUCAACUUCUCUCUUCGCCUACGUAUCUCAAAAGAACCUAUACCUUCAACACUCGUCGAACAGUGAAGUGCUCUUCAAACCCAGAACCAAAAGAUCAGUUCCUCGAGCUCACACCUUCACCCGACUCAAUCAACACCACGAGCGCCGAGAAGUUCCCCAUCGAGAAACGUCGAAGAUCCGAGAUACGCGACAGGAAACAAAGAGGGAUCGAGAAGCCAGAGCCACCGAACUUCGAGAUUGGCUGGAAGAGAACGAAAGAGAUAAACUUGGAGAAACCAAAAGGGUACGUGAUAAUGGACUUCUUGGAGAAGUUCGAAGGGUUGAUGGCGAGAGAGUUCGGUUCCAAGGAGCUUUUGGCUAAAGCUGGUGAGAUAGUCGCGGAGAGAGCUAGAGAAGAAGCUGAGGUUCUGAGAGACGAAGGUGAGGUUGAAGAGAGGAUGGUGACUGAGCUUUUUAGGGUUUUGAAGCUGAUGGAGAUGGAUUUGGCUAUGGUUAAAGCUUCGGUUAAGGAAGAGACUCUUAGUGAGAGGAUUGAACAAGCUAGAGCUAGAUGUAGACAAGCUAUUCUUGUUGCUAAUUCUUUUUAAGACCUACCCAAUCUGUAAAAGAUCUUAACUUGUUUGGUUUUGUAAUAAUCACAAAGAUUCAUACUCUUUCUUGUUC